AUGAAUAUAUUAUCUUUUAUUGUAUAUUAUAAUGGUGAAAUAAAUAGAAUUUAUUUUAAUAUGGGUCAAAAAAAUUCAUUUCCUAUGAAAGUUAGUACCAUAGAAUUUUUAAAUAGAUUAUCAAACGAACCAAUUUUGGAAAUUUCAAAUGAGACCACAAAUAUUCUAAAGCUUUCAAUUAAUUCACUAGAAUCAAAUAAUAAUUUAAUAGAUCUUUCAAAAUUAACUUUGAACUCAAUAAUAACUUUAAAUUAA
Molecule: messenger RNA, 255 nt
Organism: Dictyostelium discoideum AX4
Lineage: Eukaryota; Evosea; Eumycetozoa; Dictyosteliales; Dictyosteliaceae
Exons: 1
Coding region: 1-255 (84 amino acids)
Source: RefSeq, a predicted model, not a curated record